Fusarium graminearum PH-1 is the source of this 882-nucleotide messenger RNA. RefSeq lists its product as uncharacterized. Gene Ontology annotation, cellular component: nucleus. Gene Ontology annotation, biological process: base-excision repair. Gene Ontology annotation, molecular function: catalytic activity; DNA binding. The record is from RefSeq and is a predicted model, not a curated record. Lineage: Eukaryota; Fungi; Ascomycota; Sordariomycetes; Hypocreales; Nectriaceae. The transcript has a single exon. Bases 1 to 882 code for a protein of 293 amino acids.
AUGGAGAAGAAAAGAAUUGUCGCUAUCUCUCAAAAUGACCGUCGAACCACAAGAUCAAUGGUCAAGAAAGAAACAGUAUAUCCAAACGAUAGAAUAACGGAUGACACACGAACAAUCGUCAAAUCUUCGAAAAUAAAGAAAGCUGCCCGAAAGUCCUCCGAGGUUAUUUUUUCAGCAGCCCGUAUCCCUACCAUUGAUGCACCACGAUUCGGCCUCAUUCAGGAAACCCUUUCUACAAAUCUUUACGCUCUCCUUGUCGCCACAGUCCUGUGGAACCGUACUCGUGGCACCCAAGCACGACCCGUAUUCGACAAACUGAUUUCAAAGUAUCCAACGCCGACUCAUCUUGCGGCAGCUUCCUUCGUGGAACUUGCAGAACUCAUCCGUCCCAUAGGUUUAUACAACUCAAGAGCUGCAAGGUUCAUUGCAUUCGCCAAAGCGUGGAUUGAGAACCCGCCAUGCAAGGAAAAGCGAUACAGAAAGUUGCAUUAUCCAAUGAAAGGGGACGGGCGUGAUGUUGGCAAGGACGAGGUCUUGGAUGAGGAUGACGAGAGACAAGGCUGGGAAGUGGCCCAUCUUCCUUCCCUUGGACCUUAUGCCAUCGACAGCUAUCGUAUUUUCCAUCGCGAUAUGCUAAGAGGUCUAGCAAAAGAUUGGAAUGGGCAUAAAGCAAAACCAGGCUUCGAACCAGAGUGGAAACGAGUAGUGCCACUGGACAAGGAACUCAGGGCAUUUCUACGCUGGAUGUGGCUGAAAGGAGGUUGGAUAUGGGAUCCUGAAACAGGGCAUAAAGUCAAGGCUUCGGCUGAGAGGAUGGAACUUGAGAGGCUAAGAGCAAGGAGUUUAUCACCAGAGGGUUUUAGAGUUGACCGACGUGGAUAG